Lineus longissimus is the source of this 4423-nucleotide messenger RNA. RefSeq names its product ankyrin-2-like. The transcript has 10 exons. Gene Ontology annotation, molecular function: protein binding. The coding region runs from base 166 to 3924 and encodes 1252 amino acids. NCBI's taxonomy places the organism in Eukaryota, Metazoa, Nemertea, Pilidiophora, Heteronemertea, Lineidae. The record is from RefSeq and is a predicted model, not a curated record.
AUUGCUGAAGAUAAUGCAAUGUGACCUGCCCUUCAACCAUGAUAUAUUGCGUGCUUUGCGAAAUGUCACUCCCAGAUCUUGACAUGGUUGAUACAUGAAGUUCAAAGGAGAAGCAUAGGACGGAGCUUAGGCAGUUUACUUUCUUUGUUGAGGUACUGACCCAGCAUGGCUGCUGAAGACGGACCUCCAUUCUCUCUCGAUGCAUUCAUUAGUGAUCUGGAUGCUGCUUUACACAAGACAUCUGAUGACACUCUCGCUGCUGCAAUCCUGUCACAGGAUUUAGUAACUGUUAAAGUAAAAUGGAAGAAUGAGUCUCUUUACUACACACAUCCAGGCACAGGCCUGUCAUAUCUCCAGUUGGCAGUCACCAGGGGCAACCUAGAUGUCGUUACCUUUCUCAUCAAAGCAGGAGCAGACGUCAACUACAUGGCCUACAAACCAAACAAAUACACCAACCUAUCCUGUUUGCAUUUGGCUGUCAGCUUUGCCUGCAGGCCUGAAGUCUUUGAAUGUCUCUUCAAUGCCGGCUGUGACACUGAGACCCACCUGUUGAUAGAUUCUAGUACUAGCCUGAAUGGCUUGACGCCACUACACAUAGCAAUACUUCGCAAUGACGUGGACUCAUUUGACCUAUUAUUGGACAAAGCUGUCCUAAACGUGCAAACUCUAGGUGGUUACUCGCCGUUACAUCUGACUGCCAUGGUGGAUAACAACGCUAUGAUGACGACCCUGCUCAAACUGGACAUCAUAAAACAGGUCUAUGCUAACAAUGGUGCUACUGCUCUUUACACAGCAGCUAAACAUGGGUCUUCAAAGGUCUUGAAAAUUCUAUUAGGAAAUGGUUACAGCGUUGAGAAAAGGGUUACAGGAGGUCUUACCCCAUUACAUGCCGCAGUCCUGAAAGGUUCAUCAGCCUGUGUGGCUGCGUUGUGCGAAGCUGGUUGUGAUGUGGAGCCAGUGGCAUCUGCCGUCAACCACAAGGGGAAGCUCUUGAAGGGUGCAGAUGCCUUGAGGGAUGCAACUCCUCUCCAUUUUGCAGUACAUAAAGGCCAUCUGCAGUGUGUAGAAAUAUUGUUAAAGAAUCAUGCAAAUCCGACAACCGUUUGCUGGAAAAAGAAAAAAGACGAAAACUUGAGUCCGCUUCAUUUGGCUGUGAUAAACAAUUCCGUCCAGAUUGCGGAGUUACUUCUCAAACAUGAUGCGGAUAUCAAUGCAGAGAAUAACGUUGGAUUGACACCGUUACUUUGUGCCGUCAUAUUGAAAAGGACAGACAUGGUGGAGUUUCUGUUGAAGCAGGAUCGCGUUGGUGUCAAUAAAUGUAUUCAUGGCUCGACCUCUUCUCCGUUGAUCUAUGCCAUUAGUCAUGAACUAGAAAAGAUAGCUCUGCUGCUUAUCCAGCAUCCAAAUAUCCAGUUGAAUCAGCGAGUUGUUUUUGAAGAAAAGGAUGGUGAUUUGCAUCGUGAGGUCACACUGAUACAUAUCGCGCUCAUCUUGGGUCAGACGAGGAUUGUGGAGGCUUUAAUCAAGUAUGGAGCAGACGUCAGGCACAAAAUAAACUUCAAUGAUGGUGAAGAGCUUAAUGUCUCCCUCAUGCAUAACGUCUCACGAUAUCAUCGCAAUGACAUGAUCAAGAUACUGGCUGUUGCUGGAACGCCGCUGGAUUCGCAGACCAAUGAGGGAAUCACUCCACUAAUGAUGGCGGUCGAAGGUCCCAACAUCGAAUUGAUGAAGUUCCUUCUCGAAAAAGGCGCAGAUGUGAAUUUACAGGACGAAACCCAUGACAUGACGGCCCUGAUGCGGACAGCUGAAGACGGACUCAUUCAGGCGACAAGACUUCUCCUCAAUACCAGGAGAUGUGACCUUGACAUUCAAGAUGAUGAAGGUCUGACAGCACUCCAUUCAGCCUUGACUUACGGCAAUGAAGUUGUUGCUCACAUGUUAAUCGAUCACGGAGCAGACGUCAAUCUGAAGAGUGGCCGAGUUGCAGACCGGGACAGACUCACACCACUCGUUCUGGCCAUCGAGUACUCAGACGUGAGGAUGGUGCGGCGUCUGCUGGAGAAGGGGGCAGAUCCAAACGGUCGGUUCAUGAGAGACUUCACGCCACUGCACCUGGCCGCCCAAUUGAACAAGGUUCAAGAGGUUAAAGAUCUCUUGAGGUUUGGAGCCAAAAUCAACGUUGAAUCGACAAGAGGUGAAACACCGAUCCAUUUCGCUCUUUAUUUUGAAGCAAUGGGUGCGGCUGAAGUGUUAAUCCGUCGCGGCGCCCAACUCAUGGCAAACGGAGAGAUCGCUCGUUAUCUGAAGGGUACCGUGAUUCAUUACGCUGCAUAUAAAGGACAAACAGAAAUGGUGGAUCUACUCGCCGAUUUCGGCGCAGAGAUAUACUCGAGUGGUGAAUCCAGUAUCGCACGCGAUGUGUCACCUCUUUGGUUUGCCUCUCGUGGCUCAGCAGAUCAGUCGUUGGAGUGCUUUAAGAAAUUGAUCCGUCUCGGCUGCGAUGUGAGUGCUCGCACAGAUGAUGGUACACCUGUGGCGUGUGAGGUUUUCAGGAACGCAGCUGAUUCUGUAAAUGAAAAUAGGGUUAAACUGCUGUUAAGACAUGGCGCAGAUAUUGGGGGCCCUGGCGCACUGACUAUGCAUCCGAGCCCAACGUUGUUACGUCUUCUCAUUCAGGCUGGGAUUGAUGUGAAAAGUGGAUUAGAUUUCAUUGGUGAGGUGAUCCCUCAUCAAGCUAUAGCCAAAUCUGAGAAUCCAGAUUGCUUAAGACUUGUGAAUACAUUCGGUUGUGAACUUGAUGAUCUAGAUAUAAAUGGGUUGAGUGCUCUGCAUAUCGCAGCUGCAUUUGGUAGGGUUGAGACUGUGACAUACCUUGUCAAUUGCGGUGCCGAUAUAAACUUAAGGGUGAAAUCCUAUUUCACACUCCGGAAUGCUACCCCACUUCAUAUCGCUGCCUGGAAGGGAUAUGAGGACGUUAUAGUGAAACUUAUGGAGGCUGGUUGUGAUUUCAAUGCAGUCUGUGGUUUAGAGGCAAACAAUGACCUUGAGAAUGUCACAGCACUUCAUAUCACGGCCUGGAACGCUUCAAAUGAUGAUAUGGCACAGUUCCUCCUGGGUCAUUCUGACCCAAAUCUACAGAACUCGGCAGGUGAAACGGCUCUUUUCAUGGCAGUGUCAAGGGGGAACAUUGGUGUUUUCCGCGCGUUAAUGGGGGCCGGGUGCUACUUUGAUGUCGGCACACACUUACUGAUGACACCAUUGAUUCAGGCAGUCAAAGGUGGCGAGAUGGAAAUGGUUGAGGAGCUCAUUCAAGCAGGAUGUAACGUCAAUGCAGAGGCGAUGCUGUCGCAGGAUGAUGAUGAGACCGGUGACGACAUUAUAGCGGACUUCACUGCCCUCCAUGUCGCUGCGGAGAAGGGAUUUUCUUCGAUUGUCAAGAUGCUGAUUGAGGCUGGUGCUUGGCUUGAUGCCAAAGAGACACGAGGGGGGGUUGGUGGAUACACCCCCCUCCACUGUGCAGUCGUCAAGUCGCACGGAGAUGUCAUCGCCAUCCUAGCCAAGGCGGGCUGCGACAUUAACGCUCAGCUGGACAGCGGUUGGUCGGCACUCCAUCUCAGUGCGAAGGAGAACAAUAUGGAUGUGGUCAAACAGCUGGUCAACCUCGGAAUUGACCCGAUGCUAGUCACCCUGGGUGAAGGGCGAACUGCUUCGGAAUUCUCCCAUAAUGCCGAGUUAACAAGCCUGCUUGUCGGAUACGAAGCGUCUUGGAAGCACAAACACCAGCGGCGAACGGUGAAGAGUCGGCUGAGUCUCCAACGUCGUAUCAGCAUGAAGGUCAUGGAAGAGUUUAGCACGGAUGACUAUGAUGCAGCCGCCUCGAGUGGGGUAGUUGUAGAGGGUGCGCCAGCUGAGGGUAGUGGUUGAAUUUACAUAAAGUAAGACGAUAUGCAGGAGCCAUUGGGCCUGAUUAAGAUUCAUUGAGUGGUUGAUAGGGGUCUCUGCUACGAAGUUGCAGCCAGCUCUCUAUUAAUGUGUUGUGUGUGCAAAGUAUUUGUUAAACGAUUGCAUCAGAAGUACUGCAGUGCAUUAGCAAUGUACAGCAUAGCAAGGAUAUUUUGGUGAAUUGAGUUUGUCACUCAGGUAGAGACAUUUAGUUGGGAGGCACUCAUUCAGAUUUGAGUCUUGUGUUCACUUUCUGGAGUCCCCAAUGUGCCAUGAACAUGUAAUUUAUUUGUAUUUGUACUCAUUUUGAUGUUAUUGUUCAUAGUUUCUAAUAUGUCCCAUAGAGAGUUACAGAAAUCCUUUCCUAACAUGUUUUACUCCUUGGAGGACAUUGAAUCUGCAUCGCAUGGUUGACAGAAAUCGGAACAAAAACGGUCAAGCUUAUUUUUAUAAACGACUUCAUGUACCACUAUGAUUAAAA